CGCAGCACACAAAGCAAACCUCUUGUACAUACCCAAUUUCAGUGUGUUAGACAAAGGCAAAGUUCAUUGCAGCAAAACGAGAUUUCUUCGUUAAGCAGAAUAUUCCAAAAUAAAAAUUAAACAGAAAAAUUCAUUAGAAAUGCACGCAAGAUUCGCGGAUCCUGAGCCCGCCUCACCGGACAGUGUGGACAAAAUCGAGACGGAAACGUUGGAGUCACGCAUUGAGGACUUCAAACAGAAUCCCAACAACAUGACCGUCCUGCACGAGUUCAUCGAUGAGGUAGUCCAGCAUGCUGAAACCGAGGCCAAUAAACGUGCGCUUGAGGCACAAAAAUCGCAACAGGGCAAGGAGAAACGACAGAGUUUCGCCAUACCAGAUUUUAAGAACGGUAAGGUUGUCAAUCGGGCCCGUGGCUUUGUGGUCCGCAUCUUCGAUGCCAUCUGCAACUGUGCCAACAACAAUGCAGCUGCAGCCACGACGCGUUUCAAGUUGCGCAGCAAUGGCACCGGAGGAGGCGGUGGAGCUGGUGGUGGUAAACGUCAGCAAUCCCAGGAUGAGCAGGAAACGUUGGCGCUCAGCAAGAAGAAACCAUCGGCGGAGGGCAAGAAGAAAGCCAAAGGCGUCACCAUGGCCGACAAUGUCGAGGCAGGCGUCCGACUGAUGGACUAAGGAGAGAGAAGAACUUCCCACACACACUCUCCAAAUGUGAAGCUCAGCAAAGGAGUCGUUACAUAAUCAAAUCAUUAAUCUUUAAGAAGCAUGCAAAACAUUUAAUAUCCUGGCAGAGUGAAGACUACUUAUAAUGAUUCAUAUUUGACUUGUUCUAACUGUCGAAAGUUUUUAGAGACGCAACAUCUAAAUAUCUUUUAUUUUUAAUUUCAAUUUAUUAUAUAUAUAUGACUAUAGGUAUAGAAAAUUACCCCCUAAUUCAGCUAAUUUUUAUACAAAUUUGUUUUUGAACCAAGCUUUAUCAAAACCUUUAAAAUGAGAAUAUAGUAACAGAAAGUCAGAAGGAAAAACGAUCGUAUAUCAACGUCUUCAUAUUUCUGAUCGCUCUGCUAGGAUAUGAAAAGUUCCAGGCAUUCUUUUAGCUAUAGAAAAGCAAAUGAAUGAAAACUUCGGUUGAUAAAUUUAUAUGCUGCCAGCUUCAAAAACUUAUUGAAGAUACAAAAA
Molecule: messenger RNA, 1174 nt
Organism: Drosophila sulfurigaster albostrigata
Lineage: Eukaryota; Metazoa; Arthropoda; Insecta; Diptera; Drosophilidae
Exons: 3
Coding region: 140-670 (176 amino acids)
Source: RefSeq, a predicted model, not a curated record